This is a messenger RNA of Python bivittatus (Burmese python), 828 nucleotides long. Lineage: Eukaryota; Metazoa; Chordata; Lepidosauria; Squamata; Pythonidae. The record is from RefSeq and is a predicted model, not a curated record.
AUGCCACUGACCACACAGAUUUACAGCAAUUAUUUCUGUUUUUCAGAUGCAGCUCACUGUGAAAAGUGUCCGGAUGACCAACAUCCCAAUAAGAAACAAGAUCAAUGUGUCCCCAAGGCUAUAAGCUUCCUGUCCUAUGAAGAAAACUUAGGUCUCACUCUGGCUGUGUUUGCCUCUGUUUUGUCUCUAGCCACUGGCUUUGUUCUGAGAAUCUUCAUCAAAUACCGAGAAACUCCCAUAGUCAAAGCCAAUAACCGGGACCUCACCUACAUCCUACUGGUCUCCCUCCUGCUUUCCUUCUUGACUUCCCUGCUGUUCAUAGGUCGCCCCAAGAAAGUGACCUGCCUCCUCCGACAAGUCACCUUCAGUGUUGUUUUCUCAGUUGCCGUAUCCUGCUUGCUGGCCAAGACUGUCAUGGUGGUGGUGGCAUUUCUGGCCACAAAGCCAGGCAGCAGGAUGAGGAAAUGGCUGGGGAAGAGUCUGGCCAACUCCAUCAUCUUGUCCUGCUCUGGGGUUCAGGUGGGUAUCUGUAUCAUAUGGCUGGGAAUCUCUCCCCCAUUCCCAGAUUCUGACCUGCAUUCCCAACCAGGACACAUUGUUCUGCAAUGCAAUGAAGGCUCAGUCACCAUGUUCUACAUUGCCCUUGGCUACUUGGGCUUUCUGGCUGUCAUCUGCUUCUUGGUGGCUUUCAUAUCCCGCAAGCUGCCAGGGAGCUUCAAUGAAGCCAAGUGGAUCACCUUCAGCAUGCUAGUUUUCUGCAGCGUGUUGGCUAAUAAAGGAACUGAACUAUACUGGAUUGCCUCGCUGCUGUUCUUGGGCUGGACCUGA